AUGAGACACAAGGCGAGAGCACAAGCAAACACACUGGCGGGAGGGUUCAAUUGGCUUUGCCCUGAAGAAAAACCCACCCUUGGCCCCCCCAAAGGGACAGAAAGCACCGCAGAUCGCGCUGCCGUGGGGGCGCGGACUGCGAAAGGCGGCGGCAUGGAUCUCAUUCGAAACUUCCUGGGAGGUGGGAACAACGGCGAGGAGCCCGAUGCGAAGCGCGUGAAGCGAGAGGACGACGACAGCGCCGGCGCCGCGAACGGAGGGGCGAAUGGCACGUCCACGAGCGGCGCGGGCGGCGCGGGAGGGGCGGGGGUGGAGGGAAAGGUGGACCACCUCGGCCAGUACGCCAUGCGGGAGAUACAUUUGCGCAAGCAGGAGGAGGACGGUGAACUCGUGUACAUGGUCAUCAAGAACGACGGCGAGGAGCAGAACAUGAUCUGGCUCGUCAACCUAAAGAACAUCUUCAGCAAGCAGCUCCCUAACAUGCCAAAGGAGUACAUCGUGCGCCUGGUGAUGGACCCAAGGCACCACUCCAUGAUCUGUUUGAAGAAUAACACCGUAAUUGGCGGCAUCACGUACAGGCCGUUCUGGAGGCAGAACAUGGGAGAGAUUGCGUUCUGCGCAGUGAGCGCCAACGAGCAGGUGAAGGGCUACGGCACCCGGCUGAUGAACCACCUGAAGGAGUACGUGUGCGACAAGGAGAACAUGACGCACCUCAUCACGUUCGCGGACAACAACGCGGUGGGAUACUUUCAGAAGCAGGGCUUCACCAAGGACGUCAUGAUGGAGCGCGAGAAAUGGGUCGGCUACAUCAAGGAGUACGACGGCGGCACCAUCAUGGAGUGCGCCCUCUCUGCGCAGGUUUCGUACACAGAGUUCCCGGUGAUGAUCCGGCAGCAGCGCGCGGCGGUGGACGAAAAGGUGAGGGAAAUGUCCAACUCGCACGUGGUGUACCCCGGUCUGGCGCAGUUCAAGGGACCCGCGGGACCGGGCGGCGUGCGCAAACCUGUGCCCCCAGAGGUCAUCAAGGGUAUAAAGGAAGCUGGCUGGGAGCCGCCGGGCCCGCCCAGGUACCGGCUCGUCCACCCGGGCUGCGGCGACGGCACGCCCACGACCGAUAAUCUUCACAGGUUCAUGGUGGCGCUAGUGAAUCUGGUGCAGAACCACAUAGACUCGUGGCCCUUCAUAUCGCCGGUGCCUGCGGAGGAGGUGCCGGACUACUACGACGUGGUCAAGGAUCCCAUCUGCCUGGAGACAAUCAAGGAGCGGGUGGAGAGCGGGGAGUACUACCAGACCCUCGAGAUGUUCGCUGCGGACUUCAGACUGAUGUUCAACAACUGCAGGCUGUACAACGCGCCGGACACUGUGUUCUACAAGAACGCCACGCGGCUCGAGGCGUACUUUGAGUCGAAGGUGGCAGCGGGAAUUUCCUGGAAAGCUGGCAGGGGCGAACGGUCGCUUGACCGGUUCUGA
Messenger RNA from Micromonas commoda, 1470 nucleotides. Its product is annotated as histone acetyltransferase. Gene Ontology annotation, molecular function: protein binding; histone H3 acetyltransferase activity. The transcript has a single exon. Gene Ontology annotation, cellular component: histone acetyltransferase complex. Bases 1 to 1470 code for a protein of 489 amino acids. Lineage: Eukaryota; Viridiplantae; Chlorophyta; Mamiellophyceae; Mamiellales; Mamiellaceae. The record is from RefSeq and is a predicted model, not a curated record. Gene Ontology annotation, biological process: chromatin remodeling; positive regulation of transcription by RNA polymerase II.